AUGCCUCGCUCGUUGGUAUCCCUCGACGACGACGACCUCUCGUCAUCAACGUCCUCCUACGACGAGGAAGAAUAUCUUCUAGCACAACAGGAAUGGGAAGAAAGCAUCCAACAGCUCCAGCAACUAUUCGCGGUGGUUCUUCUUCCAUUUGUUGGCAAGUGGUUGGGUAGGCGGUGGAGUCAUUCCUUAUACGCGCGAUACACCCAAGUCGGCCUAGGAACGGAAUUCUUUUUCGGCCAAUUGUUUGGCAAACUCAAAGCAACGAAACAGUGA
Messenger RNA from Coprinopsis cinerea okayama7#130, 273 nucleotides. RefSeq lists its product as hypothetical. The record is from RefSeq and is a predicted model, not a curated record. Gene Ontology annotation, biological process: mitochondrial outer membrane translocase complex assembly; protein insertion into mitochondrial outer membrane. NCBI's taxonomy places the organism in Eukaryota, Fungi, Basidiomycota, Agaricomycetes, Agaricales, Psathyrellaceae. The coding region runs from base 1 to 273 and encodes 90 amino acids. Gene Ontology annotation, cellular component: mitochondrial outer membrane. The transcript has 2 exons.